This is a messenger RNA of Scomber scombrus (Atlantic mackerel), 662 nucleotides long. Its product is annotated as nuclear transport factor 2-like. Gene Ontology annotation, biological process: protein import into nucleus. Gene Ontology annotation, cellular component: nuclear pore central transport channel. The transcript has 5 exons. NCBI's taxonomy places the organism in Eukaryota, Metazoa, Chordata, Actinopteri, Scombriformes, Scombridae. Bases 78 to 470 code for a protein of 130 amino acids. The record is from RefSeq and is a predicted model, not a curated record.
GCUCGGAGGAAGCGGGAACGCUCAUCAGCUUCGAGGAUCUGACUCCACGUUGAAUAUAAAAAUCCACAGCUGCACACAUGGCUUGUGAGAAAGAAAUAUGGCAAAAGAUCGGAGAAGGCUUUGUACAGGAGUAUUACAACCAGUUUGACAAUACUAACAGGGUGGCACUGGGUAACCUAUAUUCUGCUGAUGCCUGUUUGACGUGGGAAGGAUCACCCUUUCAAGGGAGGGAAGCCAUUUCUGGCAAACUAGCAAAUUUGCCUUUCAAGCGCAUUAAGCACAUUAUCACAGAACAAGACUUCCAGCCUACAAUAGACAGCUGUAUUCUCAUCAUGGUGUUUGGACAGUUACAGGUUGAUGAUGAUCCACCAAUGGCCUUUCAUCAAGUGUUCAUGCUUAAGAACCAAAACUGCGCCUGGGCUUGCACAAACGACGUGUUUCGGUUGGGAAUACACAACAUACCGGUGUAGUCUGGGUCUGGAUUUCUUGGUUCACACAUAUUGAUAUCCAACUCUGCAUGAGUGCAACGGUAGCGGUGUGUUUUGCAGACAACACAAGGAAUCGUGUGGGAGGUUCCUGUGUGUUUACAGUACAUGUAUCCUCUGCUGUUUACAUGGCAGAUGUUAUGUGUCACAUUACAUUCCUGUUUAAAUAAAAGAAUU